AUAGCUUGGGCUGUUGCUGAGUAUUUGGCGAAAGAACUGAAAUCGUUUUCGCUCUUCGCCACUCAUUAUCACGAGAUCACACAGUUGGAAGAGGAAAUUCCUACGGUGAUAAAUCUUCACGUUUCGGCUAUUAUUUCGGAUAACACCAUCACACCUCUAUACACGAUGAAGGAAGGACCGUGCGACAAGAGUUACGGCAUACACUGUGCUAAAGUUGUACAAUUCCCAGAAGAUGUUAUAAAGUUUGCUACUAAAUACCAAGAAAAAUUGGAAGACGUUGAAGGCAUGAAAUAUAUCAAAGAUUUUGAUCCCAGUUUGAAACGAAAGUUAAUCGACGAAGGGAACGGAAUGAUCGCCAAGGUUCUAGAAGAUUUCAAAGGAAUAGAUGUUGCGAACUUAAGUGACGAUGAUCUAGAAGCGAAAUUAAAAAAGUUGAAGACAGAUUUGGCCAAGCAAGAUAAUUUAUAUAUCAAAGGCUUAAUUGGCGUUUAAUUUGUUCACUCUUCGCCUGCCAUUUCUUCUGGAUUCAUAGGCGCAAUGUCUUGAGGCUGUUCUUCCGCUUCUAAAAGAAAGUAUUAUUAUUAUUAUUUAUAGUUUUUAAUAAACGUGUUUAGAUUUUA
Molecule: messenger RNA, 620 nt
Organism: Nicrophorus vespilloides
Lineage: Eukaryota; Metazoa; Arthropoda; Insecta; Coleoptera; Silphidae
Product: DNA mismatch repair protein Msh2-like
Exons: 3
Coding region: 166-492 (108 amino acids)
Source: RefSeq, a predicted model, not a curated record